GGGUGCCCGGCCUCUGGCCCCUGCUUGCCCUCCAGACUGCGGCCGCCGCCGCCGCUGCCGGGAGUCUGCCUGCUGCGGGACUCACUAGUUCUCGAGCCCCCGAUGGAGUUCGGCCUGCUGAGCGAGGCAGAGGCCCGGAGCCCGGCCCUCUCGCUGUCAGAUGCUGGCACCCCCCACCCCCAACUCCCCGAACACGGCUGCAAGGGCCAAGAGCACAGCGAUUCGGAGAAGGCCUCGGUUUCGCUGCCCGGCGGCUCCCCCGAAGACGGCUCGCUGAAGAAGAAGCAGCGGCGGCAGCGCACGCACUUCACCAGCCAGCAGCUGCAGGAGCUGGAGGCGACCUUUCAGAGGAACCGCUACCCCGACAUGAGUACGCGCGAAGAGAUCGCCGUGUGGACCAACCUCACCGAGGCCCGCGUGCGGGUAUGGUUCAAGAACCGGCGCGCCAAGUGGAGAAAGCGCGAGCGCAGCCAGCAGGCGGAGUUGUGCAAGGGCGGCUUCGCGGCGCCGCUCGGGGGGUUGGUGCCGCCCUACGAGGAGGUGUACCCCGGCUACUCGUACGGCAACUGGCCACCCAAGGCCCUCGGCCCGCCGCUCGCCGCCAAGACCUUCCCGUUCGCCUUCAACUCGGUCAACGUGGGGCCUCUGGCUUCGCAGCCCGUCUUCUCGCCACCCAGCUCCAUUUCCGCCUCCAUGGUGCCCUCGGCCGCGACCGCCCCGGGCACCGUGCCUGGGCCCGGGGCUUUGCAGGGCCUAGGCGGGGGGCCCCCCGGGCUGGCUCCGGCCGCGGUGUCCUCGGGGGCCGUGUCCUGCCCUUACGCCUCGGCCGCAGCCGCAGCCGCCGCCGCCGCCUCCUCCCCCUACGUAUAUCGGGACCCGUGUAACUCGAGUUUGGCCAGCCUGAGGCUCAAGGCCAAACAGCACGCCUCUUUCAGCUAUCCCACCGUGCCGGGGCCGCCGCCGGCCGCCAACCUCAGUCCGUGCCAGUACGCUGUGGAACGGCCCGUCUGAAGGGCGCUGCCGGUCGAUCAUCCCUGAGGGUGGGGCGGUAAUGCACGGCCUUGACGGACUGAGGUCGUUUUGACUGGCUUGCCCCCACCCUCGGGGUCUGAGAGGAGAGCUGGGCAGUCGGGGUUGGGGAGGCGGCCAGCUCAGGAGAGAGCCUGCCCCCACUCCCAGGCUUGAGGGGUGGACUGGGCCCUUAGUCCGAGACCCUGGGACUAAGGCCAGGAACAGGGACCAGUUCCCCAGGGGCCAGUUCACCUUUGGCCCACCUCGCCUUCUCCAGAAUCCCUCUCCCUGGUUUUCAAAGAUAAAUGAAAUAAACGUGCGCGGACUGUCAGAGGCCUGGUGAUUCAGAAUUGCGGUUGAGCUCCCUCCCCUCAUCCUUCCCCAUUUUUAAAGGAGAGCUGGGUUUACAGGAAAGAUGUGCGGGUCCAGGCUUCUAGAGCU
Messenger RNA from Dama dama (fallow deer), 1452 nucleotides. It is a transcript of the gene PITX3, whose product is annotated as paired like homeodomain 3. Gene Ontology annotation, molecular function: DNA-binding transcription factor activity, RNA polymerase II-specific; RNA polymerase II cis-regulatory region sequence-specific DNA binding. The coding region runs from base 103 to 1011 and encodes 302 amino acids. NCBI's taxonomy places the organism in Eukaryota, Metazoa, Chordata, Mammalia, Artiodactyla, Cervidae. Gene Ontology annotation, cellular component: nucleus. The record is from RefSeq and is a predicted model, not a curated record. Gene Ontology annotation, biological process: regulation of transcription by RNA polymerase II; anatomical structure morphogenesis. The transcript has 4 exons.